AUGGAGUCCGGGGAGAACGAGCGCGUGACGGUUCGUGAGUUCUGCGCGAAUGGGAGUUGCGUAAAAGCAACAGAAGUUGAGGCCAAGCUCGAUGAAGGAAACAUUCAAGAAGCUGAAGCAGCGUUACGUGAAGGGUUGUCAAUCAAUUCUGAGGAAGCAAGGGCUCUUCUUGGAAAGUUAGAGUAUCAGAGAGGCAAUGUCGAAGGCGCUCUUCGUGUUUUUGAUGGAAUUGAUCUUCAAGCAGCCAUACAGCGACUGCAAUCUUCCCUUUCUGAAAAGCCACCUGUUAAGAAAGGUCCAACUCGCUCUGAAUCACCUUCCUCAGUCUCGCAGCAUGCUGCUAGUUUGGUGCUUGAAGCCAUCUACUUAAAAGCCAAGUCUCUCCAAAAACUCAGAAAAUUUACGGAAGCUGCUACUGAAUGCAAGCGUGUUCUUGAUGCUGUUGAGAAGAUAUUUUGUGAGGGUAUACCUGAUACACAAGUAGACAAUAAAUUGCAGGAGAUAGUCAGCCAUGCAGUAGAGCUCCUUCCAGAACUUUGGAAACAGGCUGGUUGCUAUAAUGAGGCGCUGUCUGCCUAUAGGAAUGCCCUCCUUAGUCAAUGGAACCUUGAUAAUGAAUGUUGUGCGAGAAUUCAAAAGGCAUUUGCUGUGUUUUUGCUGUACAGUGGGGUGGAGGCAAGUCCCCCCACUUUAGCUGUUCAGAUUGAAGGGUCUUAUGUACCCAAAAAUAAUCUGGAAGAGGCAAUUCUUCUUCUAAUGAUUGUUUUGAGAAAGUUUAGCCUUGGUAAGACUAAGUGGGAUCCUUCAAUUAUGGAACACCUGACAUUUGCACUUUCAGCAUGUGGUCAGACUUCUAUUUUAGGAAAGCAAUUUGAAGAGUUGAUGCCUGGGGUAUAUCACCGUAUUGACCGUUGGAAUUCUUUAGCUCUAUGUCAUAGUGGAGCUGGAGAAAAUAAAACUGCUUUGAAUCUACUAAGGAUGGCUUUGCAUAAACAUGAACGACCAAAUGACCUUGUAUCAUUGUUAUUUGCUGCCAGGAUUUGCAGUGAGGAUCCUCAUCUUGCUGCUGAGGGAGCAGGCUAUGCACAGAGGGCAAUUGAUAAUGCUCUGGGCAUAGAUGAUCAUUUGAAAGGCGUGGGUCUUCGCAUGCUGGGACUUUGCCUAGGAAAGCAAGCUAAUGUUGCUUCCUCCGACUUUGAGAGAUCAAUGCUUCAAUCCAAAGCCCUGCAAUCAUUGGACGAGGCAGUUAGACUGGAGCAGAACAAUUCUGAUCUUAUUUUUGAAUUGGCUAUUCAAUAUGCUAAGCACCGAAAUUUGACUACUGCUUUACGGUAUGCCAAACAGUUUUUUGACAGAACUGGUGGCUCUAAAGUGAAAGGUUGGAGAUUGCUUGCUCUAGUUUUGUCUGCACAGAAAAGGUAUUCGGAAGCUGAAGUGGUGACUGAUGCUGCUUUGGAUGAGACUGCAAAAUGGGAGCAGGGGAUAUUGUUGAAGCUGAAAGCCCAGCUAAAGUUCAUCCAAUUACGACCCAUGGAUGCUAUUGAAAUUUAUCGGUACCUUCUUGCAUUGGUUCAAGCUGAGAAGAAAUCAUUUGGGUCUCUCAAACAUAGUUCACAGGUUGAUGAUGAUAAAAUAAAUGAAUAUGAUGUUUGGCAUGGUCUGGCAAAUUUAUAUGUCAGCCUUUCUCAUUGGAAGGAUGCCGAAAUCUGUUUACAGAAGGCCACAGAGUUGCAGGAAUACUCAGCACCAACAAUACACACAGAAGCUGUCAUACUGGAAGGUCGGGGACAAAAUCAAGAAGCGCUUGCUGCUACUGCCAAUGCUGUUCUAUUUGGACCAAACUAUGUGCAAAGCAAGAACUUGAUGGCUAAUUUGAUGCUGAAAAUGAGUUCUAAAGCUUUGCCUGUUGCUAGAAGCUUACUUUCAGAUGCACUUAGAAUCGAACCCACUAACCACCUGUCUUGGUUUUACCUGGGAUUAACUCACAAGGAUGACGGCCGAGUAGGUGAUGCUGCUGAUUGCUUCCAGGCAGCCUUCAUGCUUCAAGAAUCCGAUCCCAUUGAAAAUUUCAGCAGUUUGCUUUGA
This is a messenger RNA of Abrus precatorius (Indian licorice), 2085 nucleotides long. RefSeq names its product protein NPG1-like. The transcript is spliced from 5 exons. The coding region runs from base 1 to 2085 and encodes 694 amino acids. NCBI's taxonomy places the organism in Eukaryota, Viridiplantae, Streptophyta, Magnoliopsida, Fabales, Fabaceae. Gene Ontology annotation, molecular function: protein binding. The record is from RefSeq and is a predicted model, not a curated record.